GUUAGUGAUUAGUACAGAAGGUUUGACACAACAGAGCUAUACAGGAAAUGAUAGGCCCAAGGUCAUAAUCAACGGCCUUUUCAGAGUAGGCGGGUCUGCCAUGUUCCUAUCUAACCACCUUCCUAAUCAUCAUGAUUGUUUGCCCAAGUAUGAGCUGAUUCAGGCCGUCCAUACGCACAUGGCUGGAAUCUCAGACAGCUCUUACAGGUGCAUCUACAUGGAAGAAGAUGAUGAAGGGGAGACGGGUGUGAACAUCGGGAAGGACUUACUCGGGGUGGGAAACAAAGCCAUAAGAUCCAACAUCACAUCUUUGGCUCGGCUGAUUCUCCCAAUAAGGGAAAAACUCCUAUACAUGUCCGGCUUCUGUUCUAAGCCGGACUUGAAGAGAGCGUUUGAACAUUUCUUGCCGCAUGUGGGAGGUAAGCCGUUGUUGGAUGAGUUGCAGAAGAGCUUAGGGUUAAGUGAUGAAGGAAUGGAACCUUCUAGAAUGACUCUACUCAGGUAUGGGAAUGUGUCGAGCAGUAGUGUGUGGUAUGAGUUGGCUUAUACGGAAGCCAAGGGUUGGGUGAAGAAAGGGGAUCGGGUUUGGCAGAUCACGUUCGGGGCGGGGUUCAAGUGUAGUAGCAUGGUUUGGAGAGCGUUGAGGAGAGUGGAUGUGAAUGAUGAAGAGAAUCCAUGGAAAGAUGAGAUCGAGACGUUCCCAAUGGAGAUGAAGGCAAUGGAAGGUGUAACUCCCUACUUAAACUCUUUAGAUGAAUUCGCUCAAUGAAGUGUACGAGUGAUU
Messenger RNA from Impatiens glandulifera, 784 nucleotides. RefSeq names its product 3-ketoacyl-CoA synthase 11-like. The record is from RefSeq and is a predicted model, not a curated record. Lineage: Eukaryota; Viridiplantae; Streptophyta; Magnoliopsida; Ericales; Balsaminaceae. The transcript has a single exon. Gene Ontology annotation, cellular component: membrane. Bases 101 to 769 code for a protein of 222 amino acids. Gene Ontology annotation, biological process: fatty acid biosynthetic process. Gene Ontology annotation, molecular function: acyltransferase activity, transferring groups other than amino-acyl groups.